AUGCGAAAGUUGGAAUGGGACGACAUGGGAGUGAAGGUUGAUGGUCGGCAGCUGCACCAUUUGCGCUUUGCUGAUGACAUCGUACUGAUAACACCUAGCAUCAGCCAAGCGGAACGAAUGCUGACCGAAUUCGACGAAACAUGUGGAUGCAUCGGUCUUCAGCUGAAUCUACAAAAGGCGAUGUUCAUGCGGAACGAAUGGGUCUCGGAUGCCCCAUACACGCUCAAAGGAACGAACAUAUCCGAAUCCACCAGCUACGUUUAUCUGGGUCGGGAACUGAACAUGAUGAACGACCUGACCCAAGAGCUGGGCAGGAGGAGACGAGCGGCUUGGGGAGCGUACAAGAGCAUCGAGGAUGUAGUGAAGAAGACCAGGAACACCCGGCUCCGUGCUCACCUCUUCAACACCACCGUACUUCCUGCUUUGACCUAUGCUUCGGAAACCCGGGCAUUUCGCAAGCAGGAAGAAAGCGCGGUGAGCGUCAUUGAACGCGCAAUUGAGAGAGUGAUGCUAGGAGUAUCCCGUUUCACGCAAGUGAGGGACGGGAUUCGAAGUUCUCUCCUACGUCAACGAUCGAAGAUUAGAGACGCCCCCGCGUUUGCCAAGGAAAGUAAAAUAAGGUGGCCCGGACACGUGAUGCGCUUUAAUGACAACCGUUGGACCAGAGCCGUGAGCGACUGGGUUCCCCGCGAUAUUAAGCGCACAACAGGAAGACCGCCGACCCGAUGGUCAGAUUUCUUCGCGAAGUCCUUUAAAGAAAAUUAUGAUGCUCUUCGUGUCCCAUGCGAAAGGAGGAACCACUGGGCUACUCUGGCACGCUAUCGGGACAAAUGGAAGAAUUACUGGCGCCCGCUCGACCAGUUCGAAGAUCAACAGGAGUCAAGGUGA
Messenger RNA from Necator americanus (New World hookworm), 888 nucleotides. RefSeq lists its product as uncharacterized. The transcript has a single exon. The record is from RefSeq and is a predicted model, not a curated record. Lineage: Eukaryota; Metazoa; Nematoda; Chromadorea; Rhabditida; Ancylostomatidae. Bases 1 to 888 code for a protein of 295 amino acids.